Molecule: messenger RNA, 3798 nt
Organism: Aquila chrysaetos chrysaetos
Lineage: Eukaryota; Metazoa; Chordata; Aves; Accipitriformes; Accipitridae
Gene: ENTPD4
Product: ectonucleoside triphosphate diphosphohydrolase 4
Exons: 13
Coding region: 1092-2918 (608 amino acids)
Biological process (GO): nucleoside diphosphate catabolic process
Cellular component (GO): membrane
Molecular function (GO): nucleoside diphosphate phosphatase activity
Source: RefSeq, a predicted model, not a curated record
CUCUCGGCCCUCGGGACAGGCUCCGGCCGCCGGUGGUGCCGCCGCGCUUCUGGGGAGCGGGGUGUGGGGGGCUGAGACCGGGCCGGGCCUUGCGGCCUGCCCGCUGUUGUGGCCGUGAGGAAGGGGCAGGCGUCCUCCACAGCCCGCCGUGCUGACCUGCGGGCUGCCGGGGCCCUGUCCCCCUGCCCGUUCCCCUCCCUGCCGCCGCCCGGUGUGGGUUUGUGGGUGCCCCACGGGGCGGGAGUGGGCGGCUGCGGCUUGGCAGCCGCGCAGGGACUUCGUGGCACCUCAGGCAGGUGUUUUUGUAAGGAUGGGGCGUGUGUGGAAGGGUUGUGAGACCAGCUGGGGGUGGUGGGAAAAGAGUGACGGUCCUGACCUGUGCUGAAGUGUUGGCAUCUGCGUGGUGGUUGGGUUUUGGUGUUGGUUUUUUUAAUGUUGCUGAUGUUAUGUUAUGUCUGGAGUCUUUACGUUUUGGGGACUGGCCUUGCAGGUGGUAGCAGAGCUGAAGAUACUCUGUUUAUAAAGAUCUUGUGUAGCAGGUGUGCUGCUGUGUGUGCCUAAAUUCCUCUCCUCUCCCUGAGCGGAGCAGUGAAUAGCUGUGCUCCAAGCAGGGUCAGCUAGAGCAGGUUACCCAGGGCUGUGACCAGUCAGGCUUUGAAUGUCUCUGAGGAUGGAGACUGCACAGCCUCUCUGAGCAACCUGCUCCAGUGUCCCACCACCCUCACAGUUUGGGUUUUUUUUUAUAUUCAGAUGGAAUUUCCUGUAUUUCGGUUUGUGCCUGUUGCCUCUUGUCCUGUCACUGGGCACCACUGAGAAAAGAGUCUACUUCCUUCUUCUUUACAUUCUCCAGUCAGAUAUUUAUAUGCAUUCAUGAGAGCUGUCUCCUCUCCACGUAAAACAGGCCCAGCUUUCUUGGCCUCUCAUCAUGGGAGAGAUGCUUCAGUAUCUUCAACAUCUUUGUGGCCCUACAGUGAACUUGCUGAACAGAAGAGCAAUGGCUUUGAGAAUGGUUGAUGUGCCUUGUCAGUCUGAGGUGACUGGCUGAUGUUUGAACACCAGCUGGUCUUUCUCUCUGCUGGCCAUCUCCCAAAAUGGGGAGGAUCAGCAUCUCAUGUUUGCUUCCUGCUUCUUGGCACUUCAGUAUCUCUCCGGUGGGAUGUCCGCGUAUUCUCAACACCACUUUGCGACAGAUUGUUGUGAUAGGAAUACUUGCUGCUGCUGUCUCUUUGCUUUACUACUCUCUGGUAGUCAUCCGCAAUAAGUAUGGGCGUGCAUACAGGGACAAAAGAUUCCACAGAUAUCUUGCCCGAGUAACUGACACUGAAGCUACAGAUACAAACAACCCCAAUCUGAACUAUGGAAUCGUUGUGGACUGUGGCAGCAGUGGCUCUAGGAUUUUUGUGUAUUGUUGGCCAAGGCACAACGGUAAUCCGCAUGAUCUGUUGGACAUCAAACAGAUGAGGGACAAAAACAGAAAACCAGUGGUUAUGAAAAUUAAACCAGGCAUUUCAGAGUUUGCCAGCUCUCCUGAAAAGGUCAGUGAUUAUAUCUCUCCACUUCUGAGCUUUGCAGCUGAACAUGUGCCACGUGCAAAACACAAAGAGACUCCUCUUUAUAUUCUAUGUACUGCAGGAAUGAGGAUUCUGCCAGAAAGCCAGCAGAAGGCAAUACUUGAAGAUCUGCUCACUGAUAUUCCCGUGCAUUUUGAUUUUCUGUUUUCGGACUCACAUGCAGAGGUUAUUUCGGGGAAACAGGAAGGAGUAUAUGCAUGGAUUGGCAUCAACUUUGUUCUUGGAAGAUUUGAACACACAGAUGAUGAGGAUGAAGCGAUUGUGGAGGUGCAUGUCCCAGGCAGUGAAAACAAAGAGGCCAUCUUUCGUAAGAGGACAGUGGGUAUUCUUGACAUGGGCGGAGUGUCGACUCAGAUAGCAUACGAAGUCCCUAAAACUGAGGAAGUAGCCAAGAACUUACUUGCAGAAUUCAACUUGGGUUGUGAUGCUCAUCAAACUGAGCAUGUGUAUAGGGUCUACGUUGCAACGUUCCUUGGCUUUGGAGGAAAUGCAGCACGCCAGAGAUAUGAAGACAGUCUAUUUACCAGUACAGUGCUUAAAAACAGACUGCUGAGCAAACAGACUGGUAUGACUUCUGAUUCACCCUACCUAGAUCCUUGCCUGCCCCUGGAUGCUCAGGAUGAGAUCCAGCAGAACGGACAGAUCAUGUAUUUGCGGGGAACAGGAGAUUUUAAUCUGUGUCGUGAAAUUAUUCAACCAUUCAUGAAUAAGACUAAUGAAACGCAGACAUCACUUAAUGGUGUCUAUCAGCCUGCUGUGCACUUUCAGAACAGUGAAUUCUAUGGUUUCUCAGAGUUCUACUACUGCACUGAGGAUGUGUUACGCAUGGGAGGAGAUUACAAUGCUGCUAAAUUUACUAAAGCCGCAAAGGAUUAUUGUGCCACGAAGUGGUCUGUCCUACGGGAACGUUUUGACCGUGGUCUUUAUGCAUCACAUGCUGAUCUCCACAGAUUGAAGUACCAGUGUUUUAAGUCUGCCUGGAUGUAUGAAGUAUUUCACAGUGGCUUCUCUUUCCCUGUGAGUUACAGCAAUUUGAAAACAGCUCUGCAGGUUUAUGAUAAAGAGGUGCAAUGGACCUUGGGAGCCAUUCUUUACCGAACACGGUUUUUACCUUUAAGAGACAUCCAGCAAGAAAACUUCCGUGCAAGUCACUCCCACUGGAGGAGCUUCUCAUUUGUUUACAAUCACUAUUUGUUUUUUGUCUGUUUUCUGAUUGUGCUGCUCUCCAUCCUGCUUUACCUGUUAAGGCUCAGACGGAUCCACAGGCGAAUGUUGCGCAACAGCUCGUCUACUUCCCUAUGGAUUGAGGAAGGCCUCCCACCACAGAAGAUCGCAGGACCCUUAUGAGAUGCUGUGAUGGAGAGCUUUUAUUGGACUUGCUACACAAAAAGCCAUUUUUGCCUCAGGGUUCCUCCUUUUUGUCCCUUUAAACCAUUGAAGAAGCAGAUUUCCCAGAGCGUGUAAUACAGCUAGGCUUUGGAAAUGUGGGAAAAUGGGGUCAACUUGGCUUAGUCUCAUUAGACAAUAUCUGCCAAAAAUUACUUUUUUUUUUUUUUUAAUAUUGCACUUUUGUGUGUAAUGGGACGAGCAAAGGCUCGCUGUCAGUAAAUGAGUAGCAGCAGCUUAAGCUACGUACGGUAAGAGAAUGAGUGUGAAUUCUCAUCCUUUGGGUGAGAUUGUGAAAUAUGGCUAGCUAGGAUGAAUGAGGACUGUUUUUAUGUUCUAUUUCAGAUUCCAGGAUUGAUAUCACUUGACUUCUUAAUUCUGAGUCUCCUCAGUCAAAGAAAAGGAAGUGCAGGGUUUUCCAAAGCAGUAAGAAAACAACCUUUUAGGACAGCUUAUCUGAUUUUAUAUUCUGGAAUAAGUACUGUGAUGGAGAAGACAAAUCUAUUGCACCCAAUGCUGUGCUUCCACAAAACUGCUUAAAUCAGUUUUGUUUACUUGUGACAGUUUCCCCUUUUGUCUUGGAAGCUAUAUCCUCAUAGUGGCAAAAGUCACGACCUUUUAGUCCUUUAUUUCUGUUUCAUAAUCAUUCAGAGAUCUCCCUGAAACUCCAGUAAGGUGAAGAGAACUGGAAUAUACCUAGGCUUUUGUUUCUGCUAGAGUAGACAUGCACAGUGUCUUUUAUUUUUUUUGAGUACUGAUUUGUUAAUUUAUAUUUUAUUUAAAACUGUUAAUUUUACUUGAAAGUAAAUUUGUCCAUGAUUAAAAGUGGGAUUUAUAUGAA